Molecule: messenger RNA, 747 nt
Organism: Cannabis sativa
Lineage: Eukaryota; Viridiplantae; Streptophyta; Magnoliopsida; Rosales; Cannabaceae
Exons: 2
Coding region: 1-747 (248 amino acids)
Source: RefSeq, a predicted model, not a curated record
AUGAACAAAGUGGCUUACUUAUGGUGUGCUCGAGGCGCACCGGUAAUCUCUUAUAUGCUCUUUGUUGACAACAGCUACAUUUACUGUAAGGCAACUGAGGAAGAAGCGUACAAUGUGAAAGAACUGUUGCAUACUUAUGCGGUGGUUUCAGUGCAAAGAAUCAACUUCUCUAAGUCUUCCAUGUUUUUCAGCAAUAAUACUGGAAGUGCGGUGAGGGAUUCCAUUUGUGUUAUGUUGGAAAUUUAUGAGGGUGAUAAAAAUGGCUAUUACCUGGGUCUUCCGUGUUCGGUGGGGAGAAAUAAGAAUGCUAUCUUUGGUUUUCUCAAGGAUAAGCUUCGAAAGAGAAUUCAAGGGUGGGAAGGGCACACGUGCAAGGAGUUAAAGCGACUUAUGGCUAAGUUUUGGUGGCAAUCAGAUUCGAGUAGUGGUAAAGGUAUUCAUUGGAUGAGCUGGGAGCGGUUGUGUCGCCAUAAACAUGUAGGGGGAUUGGGUUUCCAAAGUUUGAGAGACUUUAAUUUGGCUCUUUUGGGGAAGCAAUAUUGGCGUUUAUUGGUUAAUGAUGAUUCUUUAGUUAGUAGGCUUUAUAAAGCAAAAUAUUAUGCUAGUGGUAAUCUGUCAUCUGCUGAAUUGGGAGACAAUUCUAGUUUUAUAUGGCGUAGCAUUCUUGAAGCUAAAGAUCUAAUCCAUGCCUGUGCUCAAAGAACUAUUGCUAAUGGGGAAAAUGUCUCCAUUCUUAAUGAUCCUUGA